CCUUCAUCCUGUAUCUGUACACUGUGGAUGGCUUGAUUAUGAUCUUUAUAGUCUUUUUUUUGACUGGACAGCAGGCAACAAAAGCUUUUCACCAUCUCCAUACACGUGACAAUAAUAAACUAAACUAAAUCUACCCAGAGAGGGACUGGAAAAUGGGAACAUGUAAAAUGAAUAACAUAGAUUUAUUUUAUAGAGAAUCCAGAAAUAAAGAAAUAGAAAGCUAUGUUGAUGGGGUUACGGGCGAGAAGAGGUUAUGUUGAGUAAAACCACAAAUGAAAAGUUCUCUCUUGUCGACCCAAAUGAGCUGUUUGCUGUAAAUUCUAAACUUUACUUCUAAAAACUGUCAUGAAAUUGUGAUGCAAUUGACCUCACAAUCAUUUUUGAUUAGAUCUCUCUGGCAUCAUCAAUCUUCAGGCUUCCAGAUACACCAAACUAUGUUACAGAAAGCUGGAGAUAACAGAACGGGAAAUGUUGAAGAAUACCUUCAAACCGUGAAACUGUGAGAGUGACAGAAUCAAGUGGCAUCUCAAGUGACAAUGGAAGAGUACUUUGACUUUUGUGAGCUGGAUGUGGAGGCGCUGAGAGAAAGGGAUGACCAUCAUGUUCUGAGAAUGGAGAUAGAUAAUACGAUCUUCCCUCAAGCAGGUCUAUCUUCCAAUAAACUCAGCAACCUGCUUCUGAUGAUAUGGGACUUUAUCUAUGGUUCACAGAAGCACAAUAAAAUUACAAUUCUCGCCUACAAUAUGGUUAUUGUGGGAUGGGGUUAUCCUAUGUACAUCUUUAUGGUUGUCUCGAUGGGCUGGAGGGAACACUGGGGAUAUCACCUGCUCUUCAUUCUUAGUAACCUUGCCAUGUGGGCUUACUAUUUGAAUGCUUCACUCUCAGAUCCAGGCAACCUGGUACGAUACACAGAGCAGUACGACCGUGCCGUGAGACAGAUCAUUAAGAGAAAGCGAGAGUCAGACCGACUGUUGGCAAAAACUCUUUGCCACACUUGUCAGCUCACCCGACCCCUGCGAGCUCAACACUGCUGUGUUACAAAACGUUGUGUGGCGCACUUUGAUCACUACUGCUCUUUUAUUUAUAACGCCGUUGGCUACAAAAACAGAACUGUGUUCUUCAUCUUUCUGGUCCUCCUUGCACUUAAUUGCUGGAUGGCAACAUUUAUUGGAGCAGCAUGGCUUCACAAGUUUGGAUUCCACCUGCCAAUGAUGCUUGCUUUUCUCAUUCUGCUGGCCAGCGCGGUUGUUGUGUCUCUGCGAGUAUGCUUCACGUUGACCCUGGCAAUGAUGAACCUGACAGCUUACGAGGUACGGCACUGUCGUGAACUAGACUACCUGCAGAGAAGGUGCGGCAAGAUCUACAAUCCUUUCCACCAAGACGUGAAGCUCAGUCUAUUGGAGUUCUUCCACAUCAUUGACCCACUGAGUGACGGAGAGGUCCAGAAACACUUACAACAGCAACUGGUGUGACUGCUGAGAUGUCAGUCCUUUUGUUCUCUAAAAUGUACUGUUCGGUACAUUAAACCUUUCACAUACCUGGUCUUUGACACAUUCAUUUCUGCACACAAAAGGGUGGUGCGUGCAUGGAACGAGCUGCCAGAGGAGGUAGUUGAGGCAGGUACUAUCGCAAAGUUUAAGAAACAAUUAGACAGGUACAUGGAUAGGACUGGUUUGGAGGCAUAUGUUUCAGAUCCAAGCCGGUGAGACGAGUGUAGAUGGGACAUGUGGGCAAGUUGGACCAAAGAGCUGUUUUCAUGCUGCAUGACCCUGCAUAUAAUACCAAAUGGGUAUAUAACGUGCAUAGAAGCAACAUAAGUAAUUUAGCUCUGUUGUGCAAUAUGCAUGCCUAUUAACAGUUUAGUUAAAAGGUUGAGAGACCCAAUGAGAGACCCAUUUGCUUUAUUAUUCAUUUUUAAGAUCUGAUUAUUGCAAGCAUUUAUAAUCUAUCCCCAACUACCCUUGUACUCAGAUAUUGCCUCCAUUACUUUGAAAGAGGUGAGGAAUUGUAGGAUUUAAAUCAAAUAAUUUCAACAUACAGUAAACCCUGGCAAUAAUGGACCUCCAUAUAAUGGAUUUUAGUUAUAGCGGACCGAGGCUCCCAUUGCACAUCCCCCUCCACUUCCGCCAGUUACCCAGUGAGCUGGUACCAUGUGGCGGGAGCUUCCAGUUGCAGCAUGAAGGCGGCAUGAGCACCAGCCCCUCCCUGGCGCACUAUGUAUGGUGCCAGGUGCUCUGUGGAUCAAUGGCCCGUGAAUUUGUUCAACCCCCCACCAUUGCAAGUUUCUUCCCUCCUGGCUUUGGGUUAAUCUUUCCCCCCCUGUCACUCAGUUAUAGCAGACAAUCUGCAAUAACAGGCACCAUCUUCCCCCCUGUUUUACACAUAUAUGGAAUAAGCUGCCUGAGGAAAUGGUUGAGAUGGAUACAGUUAUGGCAUUUUAAAAAUGAUUGGACAGAUAUAAAUAGUCUGAAGGGAAUUGAGCCAGACACGGGCAAGUGGGGCUAGUUCCAUUGGGCAUGAUGGUUGGGCAGGAUUGGUGCUGGUGAGCAGGCUCUGGGAUCACCUGCCAUGCCCUGGGCAACACUCUGGAGGUUCAAAGGUUGGCUGUGAGAAGUGCCCACUGCGGUGCACAGAGUGUGGUGGUGUUGUGUUCAAUAAAUCACGGGAUUCAGACAACAGAGUUUGAUUCACUAUGUAAUUUAUUACACUACCAAAUAAGGCACAUGCACUCACGUAUUCCCGAAUAUCCCCAUACGCACUCGCAAACCCCGAGUAUACAUCGGAGCAUGCCGCAGGAUGUUCCUGUUCUUGAUCACCUGGCACUGUUUGCGACACGGCCCAAGGCUAGGACUCUCUCACCCGAAAGGGCGCACAACUCCAUCCUUUAUAGGCUGUGGGCCGAUGAGAUUUAUUCUACAGUUUUGUGACCCAAGUCACCAAACUACAUGAAAUUUUCACAUAUUGUGUAAAAAGUUUAUGUAAAUCACCCCUGAAACUCGUCAUGAACAAGACUCUCACAAAAUUUUAAUAA
Molecule: messenger RNA, 3031 nt
Organism: Leucoraja erinaceus (little skate)
Lineage: Eukaryota; Metazoa; Chordata; Chondrichthyes; Rajiformes; Rajidae
Product: palmitoyltransferase ZDHHC12-like
Exons: 7
Coding region: 537-1472 (311 amino acids)
Biological process (GO): protein targeting to membrane; peptidyl-L-cysteine S-palmitoylation
Cellular component (GO): Golgi apparatus; endoplasmic reticulum
Molecular function (GO): protein-cysteine S-palmitoyltransferase activity
Source: RefSeq, a predicted model, not a curated record